Prorocentrum cordatum is the source of this 175-nucleotide messenger RNA. Lineage: Eukaryota; Dinophyceae; Prorocentrales; Prorocentraceae. The record is from the annotation of a GenBank genome assembly.
GGCUUCGCGCUGCUCCGGGAGGCCGUGUGGCGCGUGCUGGAGCUGUGGUACUUCGAUGUGCAGCUGCUGGGCGGCAUGGUGCUGCACAGCGGCCGCCUCGCCGAGAUGAAGACAGGCGAGGGGAAGACGAUCGUGGCCCUGUUGCCGACCUUCCUGGCUGCCCUGGAGGGCAAAG